CAGACUAGAGCAACGUGCUCCCAGUAAAAACACCGUAGGUGGAAGCGAGACAACCCCUGUUCGGCGAAUGAGCUGCCGUAUGUGUGUGCCAGGGCAAACGACUCUCACAUAAGUUUUAGGUUUUUCGUCGUUGUCGUCGCCGCAACUCCGUUUUCGACAUUAUUUUCUUAAACGUUUAAUGCACUUAAAUUGUGUCUUUCCUUUUGCGUUAGUUGUGUGUGUUUCACCUCCGCGUGCGUGUGUAUCCCGCCCCUACCGCCCUCAUGAAAACAAAGAGGAAAUAUACAACAAAUGUAGUUUAUCGAAUGAUUAACCAUUACUCAUAUGAUUUUAAUGGCUUUAACAAAUGAAGAAAUGUAUUAUAAUUGUUAAUACCAUUGCGUAAAUAUGUUGCGCUUGCGUGUGGCCCAAAAAAUUCGAAUUGAGCGAAAGUAAGGAAGAAAGAGAAGAAGAAGCAGAGAGUGCAGCACACACGAACGCCAGCAGAGGAGGCAGCAGCAGCGACGCAGCAGCAGCAGCAGUGGAAGUGCAAGUGCAAGUAGAAGCGGGACGAACGGGAUAGCCAAGCAACAAUAAAGCCCUGAAGCUGAAGCGACUGCCUAGAAAGUUAUAACAAGAAGGCCAAAAAGCCGGGGAGAGGAGCUCUGACGAGAGGACAGCGCAAGCAGCAGGCAAGGCACCGCAUAUCCACACACAACACUGUCUCUCUCUCUCACGUAGAGGUUAAGCACUCUUUCAAACACACACACAGAAGCACAGACAAAAUGGAGCUGCGCGUGGGCAACAAGUACCGUUUGGGCAGGAAGAUCGGAUCGGGAUCCUUCGGAGACAUUUACCUAGGAACCACAAUCAACACUGGCGAGGAGGUGGCCAUCAAGCUGGAGUGCAUCCGCACAAAGCAUCCCCAACUGCACAUCGAAUCGAAGUUCUACAAGACAAUGCAGGGCGGGAUCGGCAUACCGCGGAUCAUCUGGUGCGGCAGCGAAGGUGACUACAAUGUCAUGGUGAUGGAGCUGCUGGGCCCCUCGCUGGAGGAUCUGUUCAACUUUUGCUCGCGCCGCUUCUCGCUGAAGACGGUGCUGCUGCUGGCGGAUCAGAUGAUUUCGCGCAUCGACUAUAUCCACUCGCGCGACUUCAUCCACCGCGACAUCAAGCCGGACAAUUUCCUCAUGGGCCUCGGCAAGAAGGGCAACCUAGUGUACAUUAUCGACUUUGGCCUGGCCAAGAAGUUCCGCGACGCCCGCUCCCUGAAGCACAUCCCCUAUCGGGAAAACAAGAACCUGACGGGCACGGCCCGCUACGCCUCGAUUAACACACACCUGGGAAUCGAGCAGUCGCGCCGCGACGAUCUUGAAUCCCUGGGCUACGUCCUCAUGUACUUCAACCUGGGCGCCUUGCCCUGGCAGGGCCUUAAGGCGGCCAACAAGCGCCAGAAGUACGAGCGCAUCUCGGAGAAGAAGCUCUCCACCUCGAUAGUGGUGCUCUGCAAGGGCUUCCCGAGCGAGUUCGUCAACUACUUGAACUUCUGCCGGCAGAUGCACUUCGACCAGCGCCCCGACUACUGCCACUUGCGCAAGCUCUUCCGCAACCUGUUCCACCGGCUGGGCUUCACCUACGAUUAUGUGUUCGACUGGAAUCUGCUCAAGUUCGGGGGCCCGCGCAAUCCCCAGGCGAUCCAGCAGGGCCAGGAUGGCACCGACGGCCAGGUGGGCCACGAUGCAGUCGUCGCGGCGGCAGCUGUGGCGGCGGCCGCCGCCGCCUCCUCGCACCAACAGCAGCACAAGGUGAACACGGCGCUGGCCACAGCGGGUGGCAGCACGCAGCAGCUCCUCGGCACCAGCUCCCAGGGCGGCCAGACCCUAGCGAUGUUGGGCGGCGGCGGGAAUGGAGGCAGCCAGCUUAUUGGCGGCAACGGAGGCCUCAACAUGGACGACUCGAUGGCGGCCACCAAUUCAUCGAGACCGCCCUACGACACACCGGAGCGCCGUCCCUCGAUACGGAUGCGCCAGGGUGGCGGCGGCGGUGGAGGCGGUGUCGGCAGCAUACAAAGCGGCGGUUUGGUAGGCGACGUGCGGAACGCUAAAUAAUAUUUUAUGGUCUAGAUGCAGCAGCGCUGGACACAGUAGACAAAAAACUCAGCAACUAUACGUGUAGAAUACAUAGUUAUAUAUAUAUGACCAAUAUAUAUAUACACCAACACACCCACACACCCACACACAUGCUUUAUAUAUGCCGUAUAAUGCAGGAUGACCUGGUCCCUGCCCCCACAGACACACAUACACACAUCGAGAGAGGAAGAGGAAAAUAAGGAGCUAGCAUUGGAGUGGAGAUGAGAUGAGAGAAGAUGAGAGAAGAUGAGCGAAGAGGAGCGAAGAGGAGAGGAGAGGAGCAGAGCGGAGCGAGCGCUUUUCUUGAUUUGUACAUUUUCGUUUUGUUGCGGCUUUGACAUGGACGGACUUCCGCUCCCGGAGGAUCGAGAUAGGGCGUGGCAAAGCUUAUUAAUUAAUUACCUAGACUACGAUUAAUUUAAAUUAUAAUUUUAGUUGAUAAAACGAAUGCGCCAAUUGGCUGCAAGACGGGUAGAAACGGAUAGCAACAUCUUCCACAUACACACACACACUCAAGAAGAUCAGUAGAUCAUGGGAAAGUGGUGAGCGAAGGAGAAGAGGAGGAGGAGCAAAGAGCUAGCAUUUAACUACAGUACUGUACGUUUACACUGUGCAACACAAGAACACUACACGACACUAAGCCACACACGCUUGAAAGAGUGCAUUUGUGCCCAAAUCUUCCUCUUUGCUGAAUUUUUUUGUUUGUUAAUUUUUUUGUUUGUUUCCACUCAGCCCCCGCCCCCCACUGAACGGAUCACUGAACAAACCAACAAGCAAACGCUGAUUUAUAUUCAAUUAAGAAUAUAUAGAAGCGAUAGCAGUAGUGUGGAAGCCCUAUCAUUGAAAAUUUGAAUGUAAGUGUAAUAUUUGUGUAAAAGAAACAAAGGACACUCCACUCGUCGGGGUGUCCCUAACCUUAGUCUAGAGAUCUAGCGAUAGCGAAACCCGAUGCAACCCCAACCCCAAACCCCAACCAAUCCUAGGUUAAGCGAUCCCCCCAGUUACAGAUAAGUUUGUCGGGGCACUGUCAUUACGAUAUCAUCGAUGAGAGGGUUCUUUAGCUUUAAGCAUAAAUUUGAUUUGUAAUGCCCCAAACCCCGCACCCCCCAAUAUGUUACCAUAUAUCUGCUACAACCAUAUAUAUAUAUAUAUAUGCUAUAUACUUUUAUGGUCUGCGCUUUCGCUGGAUGUGUUCAUAUAUUUCUCCAUUGAAAACUGUUCAACUGCGCGCAUUUCUCGAGUAGAAGAAGGGAUCCUUCCAUCAAGAGGAUCGACCCCAAGGGAUGUAACUAACAUAGAGAACAUAUGAAAAACAAGCUAAAAAUAGCAAUAGAGAAAACAAAACAACAAACAAAAACCUUUGCAUUAACAUUUCGAGUAGAAGAACCCGUCAGUCGUCGACGGGCACUAAAAUUACAUAACGCUAGCUAAUAAAUUAUAGCUAUAAUAUGAAAUUUGUCUAUAAGUAAUACCAAACCGUAAAGAAUAAAACAAAAAAUGCAAAAAAAAAAAA
Messenger RNA from Drosophila miranda, 3621 nucleotides. It is a transcript of the gene dco, whose product is annotated as discs overgrown protein kinase. Lineage: Eukaryota; Metazoa; Arthropoda; Insecta; Diptera; Drosophilidae. The record is from RefSeq and is a predicted model, not a curated record. The coding region runs from base 765 to 2087 and encodes 440 amino acids. Gene Ontology annotation, cellular component: nucleus; cytoplasm. Gene Ontology annotation, biological process: endocytosis; peptidyl-serine phosphorylation; signal transduction. Gene Ontology annotation, molecular function: protein serine/threonine kinase activity; ATP binding. The transcript is spliced from 4 exons.